AAUACAUAAACUUGAAUGGAUUUAGAGGUUAAAGGAGUUGCUGCUUCUCCUACAAGCCAAACUCAGCCAUUCUCCAGAAGAAAGAAGCCACUACAACAAGGAUGGACUUCUGGAUCAUUGGCAAUCCAGAAUUCUUGCCCACCUGUGGUCCCACCACUUGACUUGAGAAGCCUUGUUGACUCUGAUGAUGAGGAUGAUUUUUCAUAUAAUCGUAUUCCACUUAGUACAGCACAUAUUUAUUUUAACCCACCAAAUUCAUCUUCUACUCUUGGCUGGAUCACACCAUGUCAAAUGCCAUAUACACAGCAUCAUCUAAAUGAACUGGAGCAGGACAUAAUACCUGAAAAUUUGCCAGCACCAACAAGCAAAUAUAAACUAAAAUAUCAGCAGUAUAAAACUGAAAUGAAAGAGGGGUAUAAACAGUAUAGUCAGAAAAAUGCAGAAAAGACAAAAUCAAAUAUCAUACAUCAACAGUCUCCGAGAAACAAGAUAGAUGAAAAGUGUGUGCAAGGUGAAGAAGCCAGAACGAAUGACCUUACAACUCUGGAUAGGAAAGCCCUCUUACAGCAAGGUUAUGCAGACAACCCUUACACUACACAACAGAGUGCAAGAAAAUCAGAUGCAGAAAUUGUGGCUGCAGAGAAGAAGAAACAGACUGUUGCAGAGCAAGUGAUGACAGACCAGUUAUCUAGGGCUGUAAUCAGUGAUCCAGAACAAAAUUCAACCACUGAGAAACAAGAAAGCGCUCAUAUCCUCCCAGAUUCAAAGUUAGCACCACUUCGAUUUAGGAAAAGAACACUACAUGAAACAAAGAUAAGAACCCAUUCUACAUUAACUGAAAAUGUGCUUUCUCAUAAAGUGCAGUUUGAUGGUAGGAUCAUAUCAAGAAAUGGACGUGAUGCUUGCAGAGAGCUGAUUGGGUUCUUUUUUAAUCAUGACCAGUCCCUUACAAUUUAUGAGUAUCGGCAAUUCGGGAAAAAUAGAACAAAUGUGCUUCCUUUUAUUCAAAAAAGCACGUACAGUCAUCAGUGUGGACGAAGAAAAGGAAAACAAUACCAACUUGGUGAUUUUUAUAUUGGUGCAACCUUGACAUUUUUGAGUUCUCAUCAUCCCAGCCUUCCAGAAAGCAUAAAACAAAACUCAUUACUUAUACUUCGAAUCACAAAUAUUGAUCAAAUAGCUUUGGAUUCUCUCAAAACUGCUUCCGUGGAACAUGAGGAUGAUAUAAUCAGUCUAGAAGCCAGUGACAGGCUGGUCUUCAAGGCCAUUCAAGAUGUGCUGAAAGAACAACUACAUAAAAGAGGUGUUCGUAUUUUGACUGGAUUGGGAAAAUACUUUCAACAAUUGGAAAAAGAAGGAAAUGGACUUUUAUGUAAGACAGAUUUUAAGCAAGCUCUAGAAGUAUUUCACUUAGAAGUGCCUGAAAAGGAUUUUGAGUCUGCGUGGCUAAUUCUGACUAGCAAUGGCAAUGGCAAUGGUAAGGUUGAUUACGGGGAAUUCAAACGUGCCAUUAUUGGUGAAAUGAAUGAAUACAGGAAAUCAUUUGUUCGAAAGGCCUUUAUGAAACUGGAUUUCAACAAAACUGGCAUUGUGCCUAUUAUAGACAUAAGAAAAUGUUAUUGUGCAAAGAAACAUCCUCAAGUAAUUUCAGGUCAGUCCACAGAGGAAGAAAUCAAAUCUUCUUUUCUAGAAACAUUAAAAGAUGCCUGCAGCAAGUCUGAUGAAGUUUCAUAUGGUGAAUUUGAAGAUUAUUAUGAAGGUCUAAGUAUAGGGAUAGUAGAUGACAAAGAUUUUAUUAACAUCUUAUGCAUUCCAUGGGGGAUUAGUUUUUAA
Molecule: messenger RNA, 1833 nt
Organism: Cynocephalus volans (Philippine flying lemur)
Lineage: Eukaryota; Metazoa; Chordata; Mammalia; Dermoptera; Cynocephalidae
Gene: CAPS2
Product: calcyphosine 2
Exons: 17
Coding region: 16-1833 (605 amino acids)
Source: RefSeq, a predicted model, not a curated record